Molecule: messenger RNA, 1830 nt
Organism: Cavia porcellus (domestic guinea pig)
Lineage: Eukaryota; Metazoa; Chordata; Mammalia; Rodentia; Caviidae
Gene: Fgf20
Product: fibroblast growth factor 20
Exons: 3
Coding region: 588-1223 (211 amino acids)
Biological process (GO): positive regulation of protein phosphorylation; fibroblast growth factor receptor signaling pathway; animal organ morphogenesis
Cellular component (GO): cytoplasm
Molecular function (GO): fibroblast growth factor receptor binding; growth factor activity
Source: RefSeq, a predicted model, not a curated record
CCAAAGAUAACCCCGAAGAGGAACCUGCACUGAGCCUCCCCGAAUUUGCUGGCUGGCUGUGGUCAAGUGCAGGAAUGAUUUUUAUGAGUGCGUGGACAGAGAACCGUCAAGGGCCCCUUUGGGUCACUUCCGAAGAGCAAAAACGUGUUGAGAGGAGGCCGGUUUAAGAUUUCAAACAGAGCCAACUUCCCCAGCGAGCAUGAAAGGACUUGAUUAGCAUAUGUCAAGAGGCCUGGCAUAUAUACUCGGUGUGUAUGUACACAGGGCUCAUCUGACCGGUGUGCGGAGGUGGAGCCCCAGCCCCCGGCCCCAGGCCCUAACCAGCAGUGGCAGCGGCAGCUAUAGAUGUUUCUGCAAAGCCAGCAGCCUGCCCUCAGCUGCCCAAGGGGAGAAGAUCGCUCCAGGACAGCGAAAGCUUUCCUGCGGUCUCGGUGCACAGCUCCUGCGGGGACCUCACCGGAGUAACCGGGCAUCAACUUUUUGCCUGGUUUUGCUGUCAUCGCUGCUCGCCCCGUUACCCCCGCUGCACUUUUUAUUGGGGGGCCCUUUUAUUUUCCGGACCUUCUGCCUUUCGCUCUGGCCCCUCCAUGGCUCCCUUAGCCGAAGUUGGGGGCUUCCUGGGCGGCCUGGAGAGCCUGGGCCAGCAGGUGGGCUCGCACUUUCUGCUGCCUCCUGCCGGGGAGCGGCCGGCGCUGCUGGGCGAGCGGCGGGGCGCGGCGGAGCGCGGUGCCCGGGGCGGGCCGGGGUCUGCGGAGCUGGCGCACCUGCACGGCGUCCUGCGCCGCCGGCAGCUCUACUGCCGCACCGGCUUCCACCUGCAGAUCCUGCCGGACGGCAGCGUGCAGGGCACCCGGCAGGACCACAGCCUCUUCGGUAUCUUGGAAUUUAUCAGUGUGGCAGUGGGACUGGUCAGCAUUAGAGGUGUUGACAGUGGUCUUUACCUUGGAAUGAAUGACAAAGGAGAACUCUAUGGAUCAGAGAAACUGACUUCUGAAUGCAUCUUUAGGGAACAAUUUGAAGAGAACUGGUAUAACACCUAUUCUUCGAAUAUCUAUAAACAUGGGGACACUGGCCGCAGGUAUUUUGUGGCACUUAACAAAGAUGGAACGCCAAGAGAUGGUGCCAGGUCCAAAAGACAUCAAAAAUUUACACACUUCUUACCUAGACCAGUGGAUCCAGAAAGAGUUCCAGAAUUAUACAAGGACCUACUGAUGUACACUUGAAGUGACAGUGUCUCCAUCAAAGAAUGAAACUACAACCACUCUUUUCCAUCAUAGUUCUAAAGAAGACAUUCAGAAUAUUACAGUGUUUACCACUAGAAAACUAAAUUUGGAAAGAAGACUGAGAAAAAUAUUUGACUUGGACUAGACCAAGAUCACUCUUCAUAAGUGGAUUAAGUUUCCUUAGGUACUUUGGCUCUACCUUUACCAGUAGACUGAAGGUGAAAAUCAAACUGUGGAUAAUGGGAACCUCACCUAAUUUGCUGCUGGUACCUCACUUCUCUGGAUGAUGUUUACUUUGAAAGUUACACUAAAAAUAGAUACUUCAUGUUGAAGAAAUGGAUUGACAUAGUUGGCCAUGAUUACUGCCUUGUAAAUUCUGAGGACCUUGUAGAAUUUUGCAGGAUAUGGUGUCGUAUGUUUAAAGAAAACACUGGGUGGUGGCCGUGGACUCUAAAACAUGUCGCACCAAGAUAGAAAAGCUUUUAAAAGAAUGGACCUAUUUAUACAUUUUUGACUUGCAAAUAUUUAUUAUAUAUAUUUAUUUAUUAAAUAUUUUAUUUUUUACUGGUGUAUGAAGACAAUACAAAGAGAAAAAAAAAACAACAAA